UGGCAGAGGGCAGACAUUCGCCCAGGACACUUUCCCCGUGUAUCAAAGCAAGAUGGCAGCUGUUGUUGAGAAUGUUGUCAAACUUCUGGGCGAACAGUACUAUAGAGAUGCUAUGGAGCAAUGUCACAACUACAAUGCCAGGCUCUGUGCUGAGAGGAGUGUUCGAAUGCCGUUCCUCGACUCUCAGACUGGUGUAGCUCAGAGCAACUGCUACAUUUGGAUGGAGAAGAGACACAGGGGACCAGGUAUGGCUCCGGGGCAACUCUAUACUUACCCGUCCAGGAGGUGGAGGAAGAAAAGGCGGUCGCACCCUGCAGAAGACCCACAACUUAUCUUUCCUCCUGUCAAGUCAGAGGUAGAUUUAGGAGCGAAGAAGGAUGCUGUGUUGUCGUCAGAUGGCAGCAGCCUAGAGGCUCUGUUGAAGGGAGACUCCUUGGACAAACGGACGACCUCAGAGCUGCGAGGGUCUGAAGAAGACUCUAACCUGAGCGACUACACUGUGGGACUGAACCCUGCAGCUCGGAUUAAAAAGAGAAUUCUGGAGCCUGAUGACUUCCUGGAUGACCUUGAUGAUGAAGAUUAUGAGGAAGACACACCUAAAAGGAGAGGCAAAGGGAAAGGAAAGUUGUGUCCUCAGGGUCGAGGAGUGGGCAGCAGCAGAAAGAAGCUGGAUACAGCAGCACUGGAUGACAGAGACAAGCCGUACGCCUGUGACAACACUAUCAAACAAAAGCAUAUUUCAAAACCUUCUGAAAAAGUCUGUGGAAAGCGUUACAAAAACCGUCCCGGCCUGAGUUACCACUACGCCCACUCCCACCUGGCUGAGGAGGAGGGUGAGGAGAAGGAAGAAAUGGAGAUUAAUGAACCUGCCUUGCCACUGCCUGACGAGCCUAAAACCCCUAAGAAAGGCCCAGAUGGUCUUGCGUUGCCUAAUAAUUACUGUGAUUUCUGCCUGGGAGACUCCAAAACCAAUCACAAGACGGGUCAGUCGGAGGAGUUGGUGUCCUGCUCUGACUGUGGACGCUCCGGCCACCCAUCUUGUCUACAGUUCACACCUGUAAUGAUGGCUGCUGUGAAGACCUACCGCUGGCAGUGCAUAGAGUGCAAGUGCUGCAACAUGUGUGGCACAUCAGAGAAUGACGAUCAGCUGCUGUUCUGUGAUGACUGUGAUAGAGGCUAUCACAUGUACUGUCUCAACCCUCCCAUGUCUGAACCUCCAGAGGGGAGCUGGAGCUGCCAUUUAUGUCUGGACCUGUUAAAAGACAAAGCAUCCAUAUACCAGAACCAGAAUGCACCACCAUCAUGAUGGUCGUUCCUGCUUCACCCGCCCCCCCCCCCAAAACACAUACACAUCACUCAAUUGUCCUGCAGCACUGUAGUUUACCUUUUAGCACAGAUAAAAGCUGAACAGCCAAUACGGUCGUUUUUCAAAUCUAAUAGUCCGCUAGACUUGGUACGAUUGGGGGUUGCGACAUUCAGCCACUCCGAGUUUGCUUUCACACUGCACUUCAGUGACAUGAACCGAGCCUUUUGAAUAAUGUAUUCCUCCUCGCCUGAGGUGGCGCUGCAUUAAGAAUUAUUGAAGGAGAAGACAACAAUGAAAUGUAUACCCACAAUGCCCUGCGUUGUAGUGUGCUUCCUGCAUUUGGUUCACUUGAAGCGAAGCAAGGCCUACGUUUUUAGGCAGACCAGAGUUCGCUUCUUUGGUGCAGAUGAGACGGUUGCGCAUUCACACGUACCCACAACAAACCAGACUUUCCGAGUAAACAAACUAAGAUUUGAUUUAGAAGGGCUGGUGUGAAUGCACCAUUCAUUGUGAAAAGAGAAGUACACCGUACCUCACUGGCCUCACUCGAAGUCACAUAUGACUAAUUCCACUGUUCCAAGCUCAGAUUCAGCCCUUAAGAUUUCAAUCAUCACCUCUUUGCCACACAGCCAAUUUAAGCAGUAUUGACGUUUAAAUUACCUCUACUUCAAAAUCAAUUCACGGCCAAAUUCAGCUUUCGACACCUUCACUCAGCAUUGCUUAACCUUUAUCUCUAUCCUGCAGUGUAUUGACGUUUUGGCUAGGGCAGAAAUAGAGCUUGUUGGACUUACAUAGCAUGCAAAUGCUUGCUUAAAAAAAGAAGAUAUUUUAUAAUAUUUAUAUAUUUCUAUGGUAUAUAAUAGUGUUAAGUAUAUUCUAAUUGGAAAAAGAAUGAAAGUCAUGUGAUAGUCUUUAUAUAAGUGUCCUUCUCAUCAUUAUGGGUAAUUUACUUUUACAUUUAAGCAGACACUUUUAUCCAGUGACUUACAAGGGAAUUAAGUAUUGAACUCUGAGCUUGAACUUUUUCUACAAUCUGCCAGGGGUGGAGUUGAAUUUGUGUAUGUCUGCACACGGGGUACCGGUCUUAACCACUGAACUACCCGGCACCUGGCUUUUUUAUGAAGCUGCUGAUAUUUGAUGAUUAACAUGACAUUUAGCCCCAACUCCUGCACACUUGAAAAAAAUUGUGUCCGUCUAUCUUGAUACUUGACUUGAAAACUGUCCCCUUUUUGACCCAUCAUGAAAAAUAAAUAUUGCAUUAACAGCCAGAUAUGAGGAUAAAAAGCUUUCAUUGCUGUGUUCUAGCAGUCAGCCAAUCAUGCAAUAUCUGAUAUCUGCAUAUGCUGUGACACCUCUAGAUUGUUCUAUUGUAACUGGAGAUGGACUGAUUGCUGUCGAGGCCAGGAUGAGAAUGACUUGUCUGUUUACGCUCUGAAGGCAAUAAUGUGUGAAACUGUACAUUAUAGCUGGCUCUGUAUUGUAGAGGAAUAUGUAUAUGUACAGAAUGUCCUAUGGAAAGCUGGCUGGUUUUGGUUGAAUAUGCAAUAGUUUUGUUCUGUGGCAAAGAAAAAGUCUGUCUGAACUGCAAGAAAGUGCAGUUACUUACCUCAAACAGAACAAGUAUUUAAAGAGCUGAAAGAUGCUGUAGAUAGACAUGUUAAAGGCAGAGGAUUGAACAGUAGUGUUUGCUUUAAUAAGUGCUUAUUCUAUACUUCAACAAGUACAUGCUCCGUCAACGACUGCACUCAUAUAUGUAGUCGCCUCAGCAUUAGGUCGGCAAAGGUAUGUGGAAGUGGUAUAUUAUCAGUUAACCAUGCUAUCAUGUUUUUUCAUUAGCCAACUAACAGUUACUAAGUAUAACCUGGUUUAUUUCCUCAUCAUGUUUUAAACUUCCUGUUGAGUAGAGACAGAUAUCUUUGGUUGUCAUGGAUGUUUGCAACAUUUUGGGAUUUAAGUGGAUUUAAAUAACUUUGUUGUUAAUCCUGUGAUCAGUGGAGCUGCUCCCAAACCUUGAAACAGAAGUAAAGCUCAUCAUGUGUUUAAGAUUUAUCUUUAAACACUGAACAGUCAAGUAAUGAUGGACGAUGUAUGCAAAUUCUAGGCCGCACUCAGACAAGAGUUUACACAGCAGGUGAAACAUCUGAAACGUAAUGGAAUGUUUGUUUGACUUCAGGAAAAUAAAAUGCUAAGCACUA
Messenger RNA from Solea senegalensis (Senegalese sole), 3501 nucleotides. RefSeq names its product zinc finger protein ubi-d4-like. Lineage: Eukaryota; Metazoa; Chordata; Actinopteri; Pleuronectiformes; Soleidae. Gene Ontology annotation, cellular component: nBAF complex. Gene Ontology annotation, biological process: nervous system development. The record is from RefSeq and is a predicted model, not a curated record. The transcript is spliced from 12 exons. Bases 53 to 1306 code for a protein of 417 amino acids.